UUACAGGGGGGACCACCCCUCCUUCCCGUCCUGGAGGCGGGGGCAGGCGCGACUGGGAUGCGCCGGGCCGGCGGGACAAACUGUUGCAGCUUCAAAAGCCCAGCCGUCCAGCCGAAGGGAAUCCCCAAAGCCCCGCAGCUCGGCUCUAGAAGGAAAGACGCGCCGUCCAGGAACAUGCCCCUUCGACUGAGACAAAUCACGCGGGUUCCAACGCUGUCCUUAAUUCUCAUCACUGGAUUUGGAUUUGUGGGCGGUUUUUAUAUCCUUGCAAGGAAGACCUUCUUUAUUCCUGAAGUGAGCUGGGAGAAGACAAACCAAGAAUCAUGGAAUAAUCGAGGGCCCAGUGACCAGUACAAGUUAUUUGCCAUGACUAUGGACUCCAAAGACCCGAAGAAGGAUCGUCCAGACUGCUGAAACUGUUCACGUUGAGUCAGUUCCCUAUUCCUGCCAUGUUGAAGGAAAGUUACUGGACUUGUCAUUGGCACAGCCACAUCUUCUGCCCUCUUGUCAGGCAGAACAUGUCAGCCUUCCAAGCGUUCUCGAUUAAGCUUCUGCCUAAGCCAAGAUAACUUUGCAGCUGUUCUUCCCUGCCUCUGCAGUUUGCUGGUGUCAACCGCAAAGAUCACCAAUCAACAUCUGCAGCUCAUCCACCAGAAUCAAAAGUGCACAGUGACCCAUUCUACCUCUGGGAAAUGCCCCUAAAUAUUGAGCUGACAAACAACUUGUUUAUUUAAAAAAAAAAAAAAAACAGGAGGGCAGGAGGGGGGAAGAGAGGGAGAGACAAUGUGACACAAAGCACAUUCUUUGUGAUCCCAUUUGUGCAAACUUCUUGGUUCAGUAUUUUUCCUUCCCUUCCUACAAAUAUUCUUGACCUUGAUGUGUGGUGUUUCCUGCCUCCCACGCUCAGUUUUACCAUUCCCACAGAGACAGGACAGUCCCAGCACCUAGAUCAGUGAUGGCGAACCUUUUGAGUAUGGUGUGUCCAAAAUUUGAAAAAUGCCUAAUUUGACUCACUAUCCCCCCCCCAGAUAAAAGAAAAGCAAUGCUUUACAUAUUCAUUUGUUUAAAAACAUACAGUCGAAUCAUGUGUGUGGUUCCCAGGAUCUGCUGCACACUACUUACCCUCAGGUUGUGUUCUCUUUCUAUUGACAGGCCUCGGCGGCAGUUCCGGGUUGCAUAAGGCCUUCAUUCUCGAAGUGGCUUAGGAGAAGGCUUUUCCAUGGCCUCUGCAGCCUCCAAAAAACACACAAAAGCAUACCUCAUUUUUGUAUGAUUUUCAGAGGUUCUGGAGGCUGCAGAAGUCCACAGUCCUUUCAAGUGACUUCUGGAGGGUCCAGAGGCCUCCAAAACAUGUGCAAGAAUAGGAUGUGUUUUAAGAAUAUAGCCAGGUGUUGGUGAAUGUUGGCAUGUCACCCAAAACAUGGUGUGUCACUCUUGACAUGUGUGUCAUAGGUUCACCAUCAUUGACCUAGAUAUUGGAACUAAUAAUGUUGGUUGAAUUCUUGGAGAGGACACUGCCCAUCACCAAUUCUGAAAGGAGUCCCAGGUGAUCCAGUUUAGUCUGCAAAUGUAUCACAUUUUCACAGAACUUAUCUGGGCCUCAUUAGGAGUUCAACAUAAAUUUGUAUGAGAUGGGUUUGAAUAUUAGUAGCUCGGGUUGGUAGUUGGGCUGCUGGUUUGAUCUCCGAGCUUGGCAACUUGGCUGCAAAGGUUUUGUCUCCAUUCAGGGGGACACCUUCAGUGCACUUUGAAUUGUGCUCAUCUGUCAGAGCACUGGCCCUUUAAAUACCUUUUGUAUCCUCUGUCAUGAGAAGUAUUGCAUAGGCAUCCACAUUACUCGUGCACUUCUAUAUUUUUUGCAUACUGCUAAACUGUCUCAAAAAGAGUUGAAAGUGGUUUGAGACAGGUAUUGCAUCUGUUAACAGACAUAACACCAGCUAGUUCUCUUUUGUCUCACGCUCUUGCCUCACAGGCUCUCUGGGAAGAACAUGAGAAAACCUGCAAGACCAUUUUCUCAGAAGCAACAUGAGGUGUGGAUAUGCAGACCGUAACAACCCAGAGACACUGGGAGUCAUAAUAAUUGCAUGAUUCUCUUUCAAACCAAUCUUCACCUUUGGGUAAAUUGUAUCUUGCAAUAGUGGCGAAUCUCUGUAGCUCGGGUGUAGGAUGAAGGUGAAGAUUUGUCCUCCCAGCUCAUGGGUUGGUUUCUGAACGUUUCGUUACCAGGCUAGGUAAUCUCUUCAGCAGAGUUUAGGGCAGCGGUUCUCAACCUGUGGGUCAGGACCCCAUUUGGGGUCG
Molecule: messenger RNA, 2298 nt
Organism: Crotalus tigris (Tiger rattlesnake)
Lineage: Eukaryota; Metazoa; Chordata; Lepidosauria; Squamata; Viperidae
Product: cytochrome c oxidase subunit NDUFA4-like
Exons: 4
Coding region: 58-414 (118 amino acids)
Source: RefSeq, a predicted model, not a curated record